Molecule: messenger RNA, 7223 nt
Organism: Patiria miniata (bat star)
Lineage: Eukaryota; Metazoa; Echinodermata; Asteroidea; Valvatida; Asterinidae
Product: PR domain zinc finger protein 2-like
Exons: 6
Coding region: 189-6914 (2241 amino acids)
Biological process (GO): regulation of transcription by RNA polymerase II
Cellular component (GO): nucleus
Molecular function (GO): histone methyltransferase activity; protein binding; RNA polymerase II transcription regulatory region sequence-specific DNA binding
Source: RefSeq, a predicted model, not a curated record
CGUGCCCCGCAGACCAGCAACAUGAAAAGCUGCGCGCGCAUCAAUAUCCUAUCGCCAUUUUGGAUUCCACGUCUGUUUUCUAAGCCGUUAAUUCCGCGUUGCAUUUUUCGUCUUUGCGGCUCUCCGUGCUCGAAAAUCUCCCGAAUUUGACCGUCAGCGGCCAGUCUCCUUGUGUAGGGUGUCCCGCCAUGGAGGCGGUACCAGAUCCGAUCCUGCGGACCCUACCACGCGAACUAGAGUUUAGGGAAUCUUCCAUGUUUCCCGAACACAUAGGUGUUUGGGCCAAGAGAACUAUCAAGAGAGGAACAGUGUUUGGUCCAUUUGAAGGAGAAAAGAAGAGACUUCAAGACGUGGAGGAUGAUACUUUUAGCUGGGAGAUUCGUGGUCCCAAAGGGCGUCGUCUGUAUUGCAUCGAUGCAGCUGAUCCCAACAAGGGUAACUGGUUGCGUUAUGUAAAGAGCGCUCGAUAUUACGAAGAACAGAACAUCCUGGCCGCACAAGAAAAGAAAAGCAUCUUCUACAAAGCUAUGAGGGAUAUUCCCCCUGGCAAUGAACUCUUGUGCUGGUUCUCGACGGGCUACGAACCUAAAGUCUCGCCACGUAAGGAAGCCAAUGAUGAAACCAGUGAGGAAACACGGCAAGGUACUGAAUCAGAACCAGAAACAGAGCUUGAACCAGAUCCAGAACCCGAACCACAACCAGAAAAGGAACCAGAACAGGAACCAAAGCUGGAGCAGAAGCAAGAACCAGAUCCGGGACCAGAACCGAAACUUGAGCCGGAACCAAAGCCGGAAACAGUACCAGAACCGCAACUAGAGCCAGGACGGGAGCCGGAACCAGAACUGGAACGAGAACCAGAGCCAGAGCCAGAGCCUGAGGUUGGCCAGACUUCAUCCUCACCUGGCAGCAACCCGCUGGCUAUUGCACUGGGAGGAAUCCAAAUCACCAACGUGGUCUCACUAGCAAGCCCUGAGAAUGUGGCAGAGUUCACUGCAGAUAAUGCAAAUGAAUCGACAGAGGGCGCUAUCCGAAUGCCGGUCCUCGAAAAGAUCAACAAUCAACAGACACGAGACGUUGAGGACGCUACUCAGCAUGGUCCCAUCGACAUACGGAUCUCACCCACAAACCGUAGCUCAUGCGGCUCGCCGCCUUUAAUAUCCCCGAUGUUCAGCAAUAACAUUGGAGACGCACAGGUGGCUAAAGGCGUUGUGAAGGACCGUGAAGAUGGGAACGGUUCAACUAAGAAACCCGUGGACGAAAACGGGAGAGUUGGUAAAGUAGUUGAAAGUGUGAGUUUAUUGGGAUAUAACAUAGGUGAAGAAGAGUCAAACAGUGCAUCGUCCAAUGGAGAGCCUUCACAGUUGGUUAAAAUUGGAGAAAAAGAUGAUGAAGUUGGCAUUAAUGGCGGGAGAGAAGCUGAGAAAGAGGAAACCAAGACAUUAGGUCAGUUACCUAUGCCGACCAUCGUCAUGGCGACAAAUGAGUCCUCAGAAGACAUAUUGUCCAUUGGAUGCUUUUUAAGAAAUCCCAACCACAUGGCGAAGAAGGUUGAUUUCCUUCCCACCACCAAAUACAAAAAGAACGUUAUGAAAUGCCUGACGUGUGGACAGCUCUUCCAGAACGUAGCCGAUCUCAGAAUUCAUUUCGUUAACAAUACAGGUGUGCCUGUUAAAAGGCGACGGAGGUUUAAAAAAGGAAGCAAAAAGGUAGUUAGUAAAAGUGUUAUGACAACUAAGAUCACGCCCGAUAGGCCUACUGGGGAACAGACCAGUGCCAAUGAUAAUGGCAAAGAGGUCGGUAACGAUAACGAAGGGAAUGGAGUGAAUUCCAUCAUUCACGAUAAUGCGAUGGAAAUUCAAAAUGCAUGUACCAACGACGAAUCUACAGCGUCGGAGGUCUUGCCCUCAGUACAACUCGAUCCAGAACCGAGUACCUUGGAGGACCACAUGAACCCAGAGGUGGUCGUACCAGCAGCACCCUUACCUAAAAAGCUUGUGUGUUCCUGUGAGUUCUGUGAGUUGACAUUCGACAGUUUCAAGUCCCUUGAUACCCACGUUCAGGCUCACUAUACAGGCCAGCUGCCGUACAAGUGCAAAAUGUGCAAGACGGAAACCAACACCCUGGCGUCCAUUCACGCUCAUAUAAUAUCGCACCAAAUGAGCGUCGAAUCUCAGCCGAGCUGUGAUCAAGUGACAGAGGUGGUCGACACGGAACCAGGUCACAACGUGGACCAAGGUUCCGAGGGGAGGAUUGAGGAAUUGCAGGGUCGACCAUCUCGCCAUUCCCAACGUAUGCCCAGGCCGUUCGGCAGACGACGGCACUUUCAAAAACCUAUAAAAUCUCACCGCAUGGCCAAACCGCAGGAAGUGGCAGGGAUUUAUGCAAUCCCGCUCGAGGCAUCCCAAGUCAAGAUCAAAAAGGUGAAGGAAAAGAAACGGCACAUCAAUAGAAUCUACCCGUGUAGCUUGUGCAAAAAGAUGUUUGCAUCAUUACCUAAUGUCUAUCGACACAAGCGAGUCUUGCACGGAAUUACUAACACCAGGAGGAGAAGUAGAAUGAGAUUGACACAGAUUAUUCAAGAAGGAGAACAGUCUCAGACGAAUCCCGAAUCUACCACAACGAUGGUGGGUGAUCAGAGAGGACCAGUACCUCAAAUGCAAAACACUAGCCCUAGUGAUGAUUCGUCAACAGAGGGCGUUCUUGCCGUGCCUACUUAUAGUCAGGUACCCUCUAACACGUUCGUAACUAACACACAUUCACCUACAAAUUUUUACGUCUUCGGCGGUACAAAGCGAGUGAGACCCAUCCUGCCUGCACCAACCACGGUUGUGGGAACCAAUAAUCCUUUAGUAAGCAUGCACACUGUGGUGUCAAAGGUGCCUCUCACUUCUUCAUACCAGCAAAAUGUGACUCCCGUCAUGAUCUCUACUUCUGGUUGUCCCAAUGAUGUCACUGAUGACGCAACCAGGGAAUUCGGAAAACAACCAGAGUAUUCUCAGAGCCUGUCUUCUGCUAGCCAAGCCAUCAGCAUUAACUCCGUGAGUCAAAUCAAUGCAGAAUCGGACCAAGUUGGACUUGAAGAUCAAACACAGUCUGGUCCUAAUAUGCAAAGUUACCACUCCGCUGAACAGGUAGUCCAGGCUCCACACAAGUUGGUAUCAAAUUACGGAGAAAAGCCUGUAGCUAUUAACGUUUCUGGAUAUUCGGGCAUCGUACCAAAAUACCAGACCACAGAGGAUAUCUACCAAGACAUGAAUAUACGUCAGUUUUCUGUUGUCAGUCCGCAGUAUGCCAAUACGCCGUCAAAUCAGAACUACCCUCCCACACAGACCGGUCCGUGUCCAAACACUUCAUCCCCUAGUCCAAACGAGGGAACUCUUGCUUCGCAUCAACAGCGUUCAUUCCCGAAGGACAAAGUUUUUGCGCCUAAGCCGACCAUCGGCAACCCGAGCGCGAAAUCUCACAAUCCGCUCCCUUUCAUCCCGACAAAGGAUCUGAAGGUAACGACACAUACUUCCAGCAUGGGAAAUUUGGACACGUUUGGAGCAAUGAACCUGGCUACCAAAAGGCCGUUUGCUCAACCUAGUGGCAACGAAUCUGCUUUGGAUUUAAGCCUUCCAAAGAGAAUGCGACUCGACUCCAAAGAGGUUGCAACGAUUCCUAAGAACCAACCUCCAGAACAAACAGUUCCUUUGGACCUUAGCAAGAAAGCGACAAGCAUUCAAAGUAAUUCUUUCUCUGCCAACGAUGGUUUCAGAAACACAGGUGCGAUGUCAACACAACUCCAGAGGACUUUAGAUGUGGUGAAUGCUCAGGCUGCCUUACAAGUUCAAUCACGCAAAUCAGAUCGCAACAAAUUACAGGUGGUUUCAGCUUCACCAGGGCAUAGCCGCUACUCCAUCGAAGCUGAAAUUAAGCCAGCAUCCAUAUCUGCGACGAUGAAGAAAUCAAGCAUCUUAUACCCAUUACAGAAGAAGGCAUUCUCGCCUCCAAACUUCACAGUAACACCAGUAUCCCACGACGACAAGCAAACCUCAUUCCAGGCCAUUAACCCGAAGCAACCCCCAUCUGUACCAUCAACAAUGUACAGUAAACGCCCUGCCUCGAUUGAGCGUAGCCCCAGCAGUCGUCAAAGUGACGUCAUCCAAAGUACAACUGUUGACAGUUCCAUCCAGAAGACAUUCAAAGACGAGAGUGAUCUGCCCUUACUUGUAAGCAAUAAGAUAGACUUUGCAUGUAAUGUGUGUGGUGUAAUCUUCCCUUCCAUAGCGUCUAUGAGCACACAUGUCAUUGAACACGCCCAAGAUUGGCCCUACAAGUGCGAGUUCUGCGUUUGGCUCUUUCAGAGUCCAGAGAAACUUGCUGCCCACAGAACCCAACACCACCACGUCAAGAAGAUGUACGCAUGUGGUGUCUGCCGUAAAGACUUCGCCUACAAGUCUAAUCUCCAAAAACACCAGGUGGACUGUCAUGGACUAAAGGAAUAUGUCUACAGAGAGUUGAACCCAGGGGAGUUACGCCCGCUUAAUUUCACGGACCCAAGAAGGGCUUGCCACUCCCAGGCCUCAGCCAGCACCCAAGUCCAGCAGCCAGCAAGGGUGUCGUUCAUUGCUCAGGAAAUGAGCAAACUCAGUCCUCUAAAAAUAGGCAAAUUGACGAUUCCAGUCAAGACAUCCUUGCUGGGAGCUUCACUCGUAAAGAGCAAAACUGUGUCCCGGAAACACGUUCCCCUUAAUCCGCAGAGGCACCAUCCUUUUGCUCACGCGCGCCAAAUUGGGUACCUAAGUAUGCUUGCUGACCCAAAGAAUCAGGAACAGCUGAGCGGCACGUUGGUCAACAGGUGCACCAAGUGUGAGAAAGAGUUUGACAGUGUGGCUGAUUUCCAUAAGCACAUAAUGGAAUGUGCUGCAAAACUACAGACGACUCAAGCCAGUGUCGAAGGACCAAAAGCAAAUCAAGAAAGCAAGAUACAUGAAGCCCAGCCAGCACCAUCAACACCGACAGAGAAAGUGUUGAAUCCAAGCAGCCGCAAACCCAAACCUGAACCUAAUCAACAAAUGAAAUCAAACGCCUCAGACAAGCCAAAGAGGGCAAAACCUGGCUUGAAGAUCUACAACCCGAUGAAAUACUCCCGCCGGGAACCGGCAGCCAACAUGGACGACAUCCACACCUGUCAGGGCUGUGGGAAGAAAUUCUACUUCAUCAACAGGUUGGAGAGGCACAUGAGGAUGUGUCCCAAUCGGGAUAAAAUUAAACUUACCCAGAUCCUUCAAGUAAGACAGAUGACAAAGCUUACUGAGGAGACUCUGCUCAAUUACAAACACCAAUGCCCCUUCUGCAAGCAUCACUACACAUACCUGAAGAGUUUGAAGAAACACGCAUUGGUAUGUCAGUUCCGUCCUGCAGAUAUUGUAGAUCCAUUGAAAUAUAUCGAGGAAAACUCGAAAAACAGUACAGAAGUUUCCCGAAGUGGUCGUAACAAAGAAGAAGCUCCCAUGUCAGUAAACGAAGGACAUUCAGGUCCAAGAGCUAGUUUAGAGGCUUGUGCGGAUGGCCCUCGAAAACAGGACAAAAGAUCUAGUAAGGAGUCGAUAUGGAAAUUGGAAGCAAAUAACCAACAAGAAUCAGAAGGAAACAGUGAACCAGCCCAGCGUUUUGCAGUUGUCGAAGGGGAAAGUUACACCGCACCAGGUAACCAACUGCGUCGCUCAACACCAUCUUUCCAACUGCGGUUGAGACGUAUGAGCGUUGGUUUAAAAAAGGGGGAGAAAACACAUGCUGUUGCUCAGUGGAGCUUGGCUGCCCCCAAAAGCAGUGAAACAGCAAGUCCAGAGCAGGCUGCAGCUGACAGUUCAAGUCAUGCUUUGAAGAAAUACCCGAUCAGGGAAAGGUGUCCCUCCAUGACAAUGGGUUACGGAGAAUUAUCUCAUCUUUCAAAUCAAAUUAAGCGUCGUCGAGGGCGGAAAAAGACAGGAGGUCCGCUUAAUCAAGUUGUAGGUGCUUCAAAAAAACGAGGACGAGGAAGGGGGAGAGGAAGAGGACGCGGUAGAGGCGGUAGAGGUGGUGGAGGCUAUAGAGGAGCAAAAAAGCAGGGAGCUUUCGUGACAGAGUCUAGACGGAUGGGAAGUGACAACGAAGAGGUAACAGACGAAGGACCAUCGGCAAGAGGCAGAGGUGGGAGAGGUCGUGGAAGGGGGUCGUAUAGGGGACGGGGUCGAGGACUUGUUAGGGGAAGGGGAAGGGGACGGGGACGAGGGAGGGGGCGUGGUAGAGGCGCAGGGAGAGGAGCAGGUGUAAAUGGAACAGGUAGGAUGCCUUUGGAAGCUAGACAGAUGGGCGAGGAGGUGAAUGCAGACAGUGAUCACGUUAAAUCGCACGAGCUGCUUGUUGACUACGCAAAUUCCGGAGAUGAACAUCCACAAAACCAGUUGGAGACUGAGUCUACUAUGAAUGUAAGACAAGACAAGGAUGAGACAGACGGGAAAAGGAGAGAACAAGAUGGAGAAUUGGUUGAUAAGACGGCUAAUCAGGAUGAUUCUGUUGUCAAAUAUCUUGAGGAGGACGAGGAACAUUUGAAGCAGUCAGAAAAUAAGCCAAAAGGUAGUGUUGACGCCACGCCCGUUUCUUCAGAAAACACAGAGUUCCAGUCACAGCAAGCAUUUCAGUCGGGCCUCCCAGACAACAAGACGUUGACGGAAGAGGUAAAGGGUAGCGUAGACAAGACGGCAACUCUGGCAGAUCCCAUUUCAGCUAUCAUGAGAAAGGCUGAUGGCGUACUUCAAGACGUCACUGGUAUCCACCUUGGAGAUAUUGCACGGAGCGAGGGAAAUAGUUCGGGACCGGUUGGAACUGUUCGACUGCAGGAGAGUGACGCAAACACGACACUGACGUUGGUCGUUGAAUUGCGCGGCUAGUCAAUUUUGGAGGUUUUUGAAAUGCUGUCCUUGUGACGACUUCGGCUUCAACUCUGGCUAUAGAGUGUAAUUUCGGAGCGAAGCAAGUGACAUUCUUCAUACCUUUGGCUUCAUUCUGUUUGAUUUGAUAUUCCAAAAGUAGAUCCUGUAUUCAGCCACAGUCAUCUAAGGCAGGAUUUUAAACUCUCCCAAGCCGGACACGAAACGAAAACCGAGAUUUCGAAAAUGUCAAAUGCAAAUCUUGUGAGUCAGAUAAAUAAAGCAUCCCACCAGGGCCCAAUUUCACGGCGCUGCUUAGCACAAAAAUAG